AUCUAUCCCAUAAUCCAAUACUGAGUGGCACAAAUUUCGAGUAGAAUUAUUUAAAGUGAGUUGGCGGAAAGCAGUCUAGUGACCUAGUCAUUCAACUCUGCUUCUAGUCAGUCUACUAGAUCUAGUCUAGAUCAAGACACAAAACUAGAGCUAGAGUAGUCUCUAAUGAGAGUCUGGACGAACAGUGACUGAGUGAACAUCGAGCCAGCUCCACAAACAUCACCUGUGUACUGUGUAGUCAACUCAUGUGUAGUGUGUUGGUGUUGAAAACCUGAAAAUCUGGAUUUAACAUUGUUACAGAGAAAUUUCAGUCAAGGAUAUAGCCAUGGAAGCUCCAGAUGCACCUAAGCCUCAUUACAGAACUCUGGAAGAUGAGAGGCUUACAGCAGAUGAAAUGGAUGAGCAAAGGAAGAGGAAUAUUGCUUAUGAAUAUCUGUGUCAUCUAGAGGAAGCCAAAAUAUGGAUUGAAGCUUGUGUGAAUGAGGAGCUGCCUCCCACCACAGAGCUGGAAGAGGGACUCAGGAAUGGGGUGUUUCUUGCUAAGUUGGCUCAUUUCUUCGCACCUAAUGCAGCCCCACUUAAGAAGAUUUAUGACAAAGAGCAGUCAAGAUACCAUAGCCGCGGUCUUCAUUUCCGUCAUACAGAUAACAUCAACCAUUGGCUACGUGCGAUGGAAGAAAUUGGUCUGCCAUCAAUAUUUUAUCCAGAAACAACAGAUAUUUAUGAUAGAAAGAAUAUGCCCCGGGCUGUCUACUGUGUUCAUGCCCUGAGUCUGUUUCUCUUUAAGUUGGGUCUGGCACCACAAAUUCAAGACUUGUAUGGAAAAAUAAAGUUUACAGAAGAAGAAAUCAGUGCAAUGAGACGAGAGUUAGAGAAAUAUGGCAUCCAGAUGCCAGCAUUUAGCAAAAUUGGAGGCAUUCUUGCCAAUGAACUGACAGUAGAUGAUGCAGCAUUGCAUGCAGCUAUUAUAGCCAUCAAUGAAGCCGUAGACCAGCAAGUGGCAUCAGACACAUUUACUGCACUAAACAACCCGUCGGCCAUGUUGGUGAACCUUGACCCAGGCAGCCAGCAGCAAUAUCAGCUCGCACUGUUUGAAGCCAAGGCUGUCAAAGCUGAAAAUGCUCGGAACAAGAGCAUUGACCCAGAAAGCACCUAUGAAGUUGAUGUCUAUGAUGAGUUACUUACUCAGGCAGAAAUUCAAGGCAAUAUAAGUAAAGUCAACACCCAGCAAGCCUUAAGUCAACUUCUUGAAGCUUUGACCAGUGGAGACAGGGCUGCUGUUUUAGCUGCCUUACAAUUGCCUGCUCUUGGUUUAAAGAACAUCAAGCCUGAAAACAUAGAUUUUUAUUUAGAGAAGUUGGCACGGCUUCAUCAGGACAAGCUGCAGGAUGCUGAGUCAGAUGGAGCCCUAGGCAAAGAUGAAAUUCAGAUGGCUGUGAAUGAAGCCAAUUUAGAAGCUGAUGUUGAAUAUCAAAAAAAUCAGAUGGUUAUGCUGGUGAAUCAAGCCCUUUCCAACAAAGAUGCUGUCUUGUUAAUGAAAGCUUUACAGAACCCAAGCUUGAAGCUGACCAGUGUUGACACAGGGUGUGCACCUCUGUACCUCCAGGAACUCAGCAACAUGAAAGAUGAGAAGGGAGAUGAUCUAGAGUUUGAAGAAAUUGAUCCUGCGUUAUUAGUGAUUGCUGCUGUCCUGGCUAUCAACAAAUCUGUGGAGGCUGGUGGGUCCCAGGCCACACUGAAUGCCCUGUCCAAUCCUGCUGCCCACAUCACAGACCUGGAUGAAUCCAAUGCUGACAAGUAUCAAACAGUGCUGGCUGCUGAGAAAUCCAGCAAGAUGGAUUCUGUGAACCCACUGCUGACCCAUGCUGAAAUAGUUGGCUGUAUCAACAGUGUCCACCUCCAGGUGCACCAGGAACAUGAGAGGAUCCAAGCAAUAACUCUGAUCAAUGAAGCCAUCAAUAAAGGAGAUGAGAAUGCGACAGUGGAGGCCCUGCAGCUACCUGCGGCUAAACUAAGAGACAUCCAAUCUCCACAAGCCUUCCAUUACCAGGUCCUGUUAGCCCGACACAAGGACAGGAAAGCUGAGGAAAGUAAAGAUGAUGCAGCAGUUCUGUGGUUAGAGGAGAUCCAAGCCUGUGUAGACAAGGCCAAUUCAAAUACAUUGGAGGGUUUAAAGUUGUCCCUAGGAGUGUCAUCAGUGAACAAAGCUCUCCAGGACUGUGAUGAAAGUGGUUUGUUGUCAGCCCUGACCUUACCUGAGCUCAGUGUCCACUCCCUCACUGUGGACUGUAUAGACACCUACCACAAGGCUCUUGCUGGGGCUGUGGAGCACUCCUCUCAGCAAGGUGAGACAGGAAGUGGCUGGAUGAUGAACCGGCUGAGAGAUGGCACAAAGUUUUUCUACAAUGUCCACACUGGUGAGCACGCCUGGACCAGGGGAGAUACAAUUGUCAAGGACUACUCACUCUUAACAAGAGAGGAAAUACAGCGUGUUGUAUCUGAGGUGACAGCUAAAUAUGACAGACAGAUGCUCUUUCAAUCAAACGAAGCAUUGAUUACAAAAAUCCAGGCUAACAUGAGAGGUCAUAUGGCACGCAAGGCUUACAAGGAGCGGGUGAACUUCAUGAAGAAACAGCUGCCUGCUAUUGUUAAAAUUCAGGCAUUCUGGCGAGCAUCUAAACAGCGUCAUAAAUAUAGAGAUCGUAUCAAUUUCUUUAAAGAUAACGCAGACUCGGUCACAUUGUUGCAGUCCUACUAUAGAAUGUGGCGUGACAGGUCAGCAUACAGAAAAAGAUUACAAUACUUCAAAGAUAAUGAGGAUGCUAUAGUAAAAAUUCAAGCAUUUUUCCGUUCCAAUCUAGCAAGACAAGAUUAUAAAGCUUUAACUACAGACAAGAACCCAUCUCUGGCUGUUGUCAGAAAGUUUGUUCACCUACUUGAUGCUAGUGACAAUGAUUAUGCUGAGGAGCUAGAACUUCAGAAACUUCGUCAACAAGUGGUCGCAGAGAUCCGGUCAAAUCAGCAGCUGGAACAAGAUUUAGACCAGAUGGACAUCAAAAUUGGUCUGUUGAUAAAGAACAGAAUCACUUUACAAGAUGUUGUGACACACAACAAGAAGUUGACCAGACGAAGUGAAGAGAGUGCUCGUGGUGGGGGCCUGAAAGCUUUAAGUAAGGAGAACCACGAGCGACUGGAAACCUAUCAACACCUUUUCUACCUGCUGCAAACCUCCCCGAAUUACCUGGCCAAGCUGAUCUUUGAGAUGCCACACAUUCGCACCACCAAGUUCAUGGAGGCGGUCAUUUACUCACUCUUUAACUAUGGAGCCAACCAACGUGAGGAAUAUCUGCUGACCAAGCUCUUUCAGAAAGCUCUUGAGGAGGAGAUCAACUCUAAAGUGGACAAAAUGACUGACAUAGUAACAGGAAAUCCUUUGGUUGUCAAAAUGAUUGUUGGUUUUAACAGAAACCAGCGUGGUCAGAAUGCCUUAAAGGAAAUGUUGAACCCAUUGAUCACGCGUGUGAUUGAGGACAGGAACCUGCGAAUCAACACAAACCCUGUGGAGGUCUACAAAGCCUGGAUCAACCAGACAGAGUCCAGUACUGGAAAAACUAGUGAGCUCCCUUAUGAUGUUUCUACAGAGCAAGCCUUGCUGCAUGAGGAAGUGAAAGUCCAAAUAGAGGAAACAAUUAAACGCUUGCAGGAUGUAACUGAUCUGUUCCUCAAUAAAAUUCUUUCUUCCUUAGAUAGCAUUCCAUAUGGCAUGAGAUACAUGGCUAAAGUAAUGAAGGAGUGUUACAUGGCUAAAGUAAUGAAGGAGUGUUUAGAGAAAAAGUUUCCAGAUGCUCAGGAAAAAGAUAUUUUGAAGAUAGUUGGCAACCUGCUCUACUACAGAUACAUCAACUCCGCUAUUGUUGCCCCAGAUGCAUUUGACAUUGUGAAUGUUGGAGCUGAGAAAGCUCUAACCAAUGACCAGAGACGAAAUCUCGGUUCCAUCGCCAAGAUUCUCCAGUUUGCUGCUUCCAAUAAAGGGUUUGGUGGUGAAAGCUCUUACCUUGCCAGCAUGAAUGACUACAUCAGAAAUGCGCAUGAGAAGUUCAAGAAGUAUUGCCUUGCAGCUUGUGAUGUAGAGGAACCUGAGGUGAGGUUCAAUGUAGACCAGUACAGUGAUGUUACCAUGAUUGCCAAACCUGUGGUCUACAUUUCUGUGGGGGAGAUAGUUGAUACACAUCAAUUGUUACUUGAGCACCAAGACACCAUCGCCCCAGAACCCUCAGAUCCUUUGCAUGAGUUAUUAGAGGACCUUGGAGAAGCACCGACCAUUGAUGAACUGCUGGGAACAGCUCUAACCAAAGAUGAAGCCACCAAUGAUGCCCUCAGGUCUCAGAUGGCCAAAACAGAAAUUUCCUUAACAUUGUCUAACAAGUUUGACAUCCAGACUGACGACAAAGCUGAUAUGAAGACCCUUCUCAUCAGAACCAAGCGUAUGAUAGUGGAUGUCAUAGCCUGUCAACCAGGGGACAACCUGGUCAUUGUAUUGGAUGCGCCGUGCAACCAGCAGCAGGAAGAACUGCAUCAGGCUCUAGUGAAGAAACGAGAUCUCAUUGAUAAAAAAGUUUCUCAGUCCCAGGCAGAGGGCAAAAAGUUAAUGCGCCAUGCAUCCAUCCUUGGUGACACCAGAUUGCCAAUGGAGGUUAUGAAAACAAAAGUUAAGGCCAAUCUUCAAACUUUAGAGCUGGCUGGCAUGGUCAGUAAACAGAAUAAAUACCAAGACCUUCUCAAUGCCAUAGUACAGGAUAUACGCAAUCAAAGACGCUAUCGUAAUAACCGCAAACAAGAGUUAAUGAGACUCCGGUCAACCAUCAAAAGUUUAAGUGAUAAGCGCACAUUCUAUGAGUCGCAAAUAGAUUACUACAACCAGUACGUCAAGACUUGCAUGGAUAAUCUACAGAGUAAAACCAAAAAAAAUAGAAAAUCUGGUCUCUUUCGCCGUGGGGAUCAGAAAAACAAAGGUUCUAUCACUUAUACAGGAGCUCGCUUGCAUGAAAAGGGUGUAGUGUUAGAGAUUGAAGGAUUGCCCCAGGCACAGUUAAAGAAUGUCAUGUUUGAGAUCAGUUCAACAGAGGAUCCGGGUGUUUUUGAUGUCAAUGCUAAGUUUAUGGGAGUCAGCAUGGAUAAAGUAGAACUCAUUUUUCAAGAUCUCCUCAAGCUUCAGUAUGAGGGUGUAGCUGUCAUGAAAAUGUUUAACAAAGCAAGAAUCAAUGUUAAUCUCCUCAUUUUUCUCCUGAAUCGUAAAUUUUACGGCAGGCAGCUUCUUAAGUAGAAAUAAUAACUUCUCUAUUCACUUAUACAAAAAACUUGUCUUAUUUUCUUACAAAGUUUGUGUUCAUGUUUGUUUGCUUUUUUUUUUUUAAUCUUAAUUGUAGUGCCAAUUUAUCUGGCAAUAUGUUUAGGCAAGAAUUUGGAUGUUAAAGUUGUUUUGCUGAAUCAUUUAAGUGAUUUUUUGUUUUUAAACUGCUGCUCGUGCCAUUUGUUUCUUGCAUUGUACAUAAUUUUGUAUUCAUUCCAUUGGUUGAGAUCUUGCAAAAGUUUUAUUACAGCCUCGGGUAUAUUUUUAGCUAGAUUUUCUUAGUUAUUUUAAAACUUGGUUGGUUAACAUUUUUAUGAAGAUUUUAUGAAAAAAUUUUUUACACAAUGGGUCACAACCUACAAUGACAAUGAGGGUCACAUGCUUAACCUUGACAGUGUGGGUCACAUUUAGAUUCUCACCCUAAACUAGCAUAAAAUGGUUACCAUGAUGUCUCAUCUAUUUGUCUCAACCAUCUGUGUUUAGUGUCUACACUACAUUUAAAAUGAAGUGUACACAAACUUGUUUUACCAGUUUUAAAAAUUAAUUGGAUCAGCCAAAAAGAAUGGACUACAACUGUCUGUGUAUGCAUGCUCUUGCCAUGUUUGAAGCUGCCAUUUGUUAUGUUAUAUGAUCAGACAUUUUGUUUUUCUGCACAUUUCUUCAGUAGAUUUUCUGCAUGAAAGUUGUUUAACUGAAAUAUUUAUUCCAUAAUAAAGUAUUCUCUUAUAUAAUAUCAGCAAAUAAUCGUCACAUAGUUCAAUACAUUAUGUCCUUAAAAGUUUUAAGUUAAAUAUAAAGUGUGUUGUACAAUUAGUUUGACCAGGAAAUAGCUGUUUUUUUCUGGCAUGUGGUCAGGGUUGGGGAUUCCUUAAGACAUGUUUAUGCAAAUUAUGUUGGCAUUGAAUGGAAUGUUCAUUGGGUAAUUAUUCUGGACCAAGCAUCUUUAAUGUUUUUGUAUUUGUUUAACAAAAUGAGUGCCUUAUUGUUUUGUACAUUCUCUUGGUCAGACAUGACUGGUGCUAUAAUUAUAAUACAGAUCUGUUAUUCAUUGACACAAGUGUUUUUGUUGUGCUAUAAUUAUAAUACAGAUCUGUUAUUAUUGAAUGUCACUUUUUUCCUUUUUAACUGCUGAGGGGCAUUUUAUUUGUAACUCAAGUCUUCAUGUUUUUAAACAAAAUAUUAGGGCUGUCUUCGGUUAUAUUUAUUGUGUACAUAUUCAACAGAAGGGAUAUAGAAAGCUGUAUUGAUGCAUGUACACAUUUAAUACUACUAUGAUAUCAAAGUAUUCAAUAUUAUAUUUGCCUCCAGAUUUUCAGCUCUGAGUAUUCUACAUGUGACUGCACACUUUACUAAUAAAUAUUUAUACAAUAUUCUC
Molecule: messenger RNA, 6725 nt
Organism: Physella acuta
Lineage: Eukaryota; Metazoa; Mollusca; Gastropoda; Physidae
Product: ras GTPase-activating-like protein IQGAP1
Biological process (GO): regulation of GTPase activity; mitotic actomyosin contractile ring assembly actin filament organization
Cellular component (GO): cell cortex
Molecular function (GO): GTPase activator activity; calmodulin binding; actin filament binding
Source: RefSeq, a predicted model, not a curated record